CAGAAUGUUAUUGGCUCUAGCUAUAAUCAGUCUUUGCAUGCAGUGAGUGAAAAUGACUUGUUCAUUUAAAAGAUUCAUUCAAAAUCAUAAUGACCGAGACGCCACCAGUAGGCUCUUAUGAAGUUUUGUGCAAUGUUAGGCACACGUUAAGAUAUAUAUUUGUGCAGUAACGAGUCGUCUUUUCUGCAUUUUAUGUAAUGCUAUAUUUUAUGUCAUUCAUGAUUCUGUUAGUGUUAAACUGACUCGGCUUACUAAUUACAAUAUUAACUUCACAAGUAAGAUCAGUGGGCACUUGGACACUUUAAAGCACAUACACAAUUGUAACGGUGACCUGGUAGUCUUCACUUGAUCUUUGCGGUCUGCGACUCCCCGAUAUUCCUCUGCAAACAGUGAGUACUGCUCGUUGGCCUCUGAAUACCAUUGAACUCUUCUAUCAGCGCAGUAUGACAGAUGCAAUCUAUGUUGUCAAGAAUUGGCAGGCUGUCCACCAAAGGCUCGGUGCUGCUACUGUGUGACAUGCAGGAGAAGUUCAGACCCACUAUUUUCCAGUUUACAAACAUUGUGAGCAAUGCCGCAAGAUUGCUACAGGCAUGUCGCAUUUUAAGCAUCCCUCAGAUUUUAACUGAGCAGUACCCUAAAGGUCUGGGCCCCACUGUUCCUGAGCUGGGGGCCGAGGGCUUGAAGCCUCAUACAAAGACCAGUUUCUCCAUGAUGACGGAGAGUGUGGAGAGCUCACUCAAAAGCCUGGGAGACCCUCAGCAGGUCAUAUUAUGUGGCAUCGAGGCUCAAGCGUGCAUUGCAUGCACAACAUAUGAUCUCCUGGAGCGAGGCAUGGAGGUUCAUAUUGUAGCAGAUGCUGUCUCUUCUCGAAGUCAGACAGAUCGUCUUUUUGCACUGUCACGUCUGAAGCAGAGUGGGGCGUUUCUCACCACUACAGAGGGAGUUUUAUUACAGCUAGUGCAGGAUGCCAAGCACCCCAACUUUAAAGAGAUCCAGAAGCUCUUGGCUCACCCCUCCCCUGAUACAGGCCUGCUGGCCUUCUUCAGCUCUCUGUAGGGCCAGUCACACACCACACCCUGCAGACAUAAUUACAUCAGUUACUAGAAAUCAGCACAAACCGCUUUCUGAACCUGUUAGAGUUAUGUGAGCGCUGUGCAUUAGUGUAUUUGAAUAAGAUAACAUCCAAAGAAACAGAUAUUUGACAUUUGAAAAUGUUUCAAAUGGUUCUACAAUUCAGAGUUUUUGGUAACGCUUCUGGUUCUGCAUGUUAACAUUACUUAAUGCAUUAUCUACCUAUGAGCAAUGCAUUUGUUACAGAAUUUAUUAAUCAUUGUUAAUGGUAUUUCAUAAAAACAACUUUCCAUUGCUAGUUAAUGUUAUUUAAUAUUAACCGAUACAACUUCAGAUUUUUAUAAUGUAUUAGAUAAUUUUAACAUUAACUAUGAUUAAUAAAUGCUUUAGAAGUAUUUUUAAUUUGUUAGUUCAUAGUAACUAAUGUUGAAAACUCACUUUAUAAAUGUUAUCACAUUUAUUAAUCAAGCUUAAUUUUAAUUAGAUUUUUUUAUUAGAUUUUUCAUUAUUAUUUUAUGUUUGAUCAUAAAAGGUUAACAAUGUAUAUUUUAACAUACGACUUUAAUGUGUGUUAUAUGUGUAAAUUAAAAAAAAAAAAAUGUGUCCUUUAUUGUUAACUUACAAGUAAAGUGAUAUUAAUGCAUAAGACCUUACUGUAAAAUUACCAAAUGACUGUAUUCGGUACAUUCAUCUUUAUAAAAUAAGAAUAAAACUUAAGCCUCUUGAUUAUGCAUAUGGUGUUGAUAUGUGAUAGCCUACGUGACGUUUGUUUUCCCCUCAC
Messenger RNA from Carassius gibelio (silver crucian carp), 1852 nucleotides. RefSeq names its product isochorismatase domain containing 2 (gene isoc2). The record is from RefSeq and is a predicted model, not a curated record. The transcript has 6 exons. Bases 451 to 1056 code for a protein of 201 amino acids. Gene Ontology annotation, cellular component: cytoplasm. Lineage: Eukaryota; Metazoa; Chordata; Actinopteri; Cypriniformes; Cyprinidae.